Molecule: messenger RNA, 4386 nt
Organism: Leguminivora glycinivorella
Lineage: Eukaryota; Metazoa; Arthropoda; Insecta; Lepidoptera; Tortricidae
Gene: Toll-6
Product: toll-like receptor 6
Exons: 1
Coding region: 420-4259 (1279 amino acids)
Biological process (GO): signal transduction
Cellular component (GO): extracellular matrix
Molecular function (GO): protein binding
Source: RefSeq, a predicted model, not a curated record
ACGGUCGCGCCGCUCGACGCUACGCACGGACGAUAUUUCAGUGAAACACGCUUAUCAAUAACGUGUUUCAGCAACAACACUCGGACUCAGAAAAUUUUACAAAACCAACAAAUGAAUAAAAGAAGACUUUGUGUGUUGUUUUUAGUGAAAAAACUUGACUUUUCGUAAAAGUGAACUGUUUACGUGAUUUUUGUUUACAUCUCGAAGGAUAUAUUAUUCGCUGUGAAUUAAUAUCAUCACAUAAUGUGUGUUGGUAUAAUAAGGACUAUUUAUUAAAUUAACCGAAAUAGACUUUAUAAAUUGAUGGAUACUACACAUCCGGCAAGGGGUCGAAACAAACGAACACCGGCGGAAAAAACAUGACACUGAGCCUUUCGUGUCCUGUUUUCUUUCUUCCUUGAUAUUUGAUUUACCCCAUAAUGGCUCUCCAGAAAAGUUCUUCAAGAAAACAAGCCUUCAGCCACAUUUUGUUUUUGUUUGUUGUUGGACUUAAUGUUGCUGAUCAGAGCUCAUUACCACUCAAAUAUGAAGCUCCGGAUGAUUGUCAGUGGUGGUUACGAGGCCCGAAUGACUCCCACGAAGUUUCCCUCACAUGUAAGCUUCGUACGAUAAACAGCGAGUUCGACACGACAAACUUCAGUGUCAUCCCUUCAGAACAUACAACGUCACUUAGAAUAGAAUGUAAUGAAGAAAUGAUGUACAAGAGCUCUUUAGACGACAGAAGUUUCGCCCAUUUAAUAAAACUACGUGAACUUGUUUUGGAUAACUGUAAAAUUGGAAGAUGGCCGCCCGGUGUACUUUCGGGUUUGAGAGAUCUUCGAAAUUUAACGAUCCGAACGAAAAAUACGGAGUGGGCCGCUAUGAGCCUAGAGAUAGCAUCAGAAAGCUUCGCGGCGGUUCGGCAGUUAGAAAAGUUGGAUCUGAGCUUUAACAACAUUUGGUCGUUCCCUGAAAACUUGUUUUGCCCUCUGACGAACUUAGUAUACCUAAAUGUUUCAUCAAACCGAUUACUGGAUGUGAGUGAUCUGGGAUUCCGGGAACACGCAGUUCACCAGGCUCUUAUAAGUGAACAAGACGGACCAGUUCCUUCAUCUUCUCUACCUCAUGCUUCGUGCUCCUUAGAUAUUGAAGUCCUUGAUGCAUCAAGCAACCGCUUUGUGUUAAUGCCUGAAAAUGGCUUCAUGUCUUUGAGAAGAUUAAAAGAAUUGCAUAUUCACGAUAACGAAAUAUCUAUGGUGUCAGAGAAAGCCUUAUCAGGUUUGAAGCAACUACAAAUAAUAGAUCUUUCGAAUAAUAAAAUCGUUGCCCUACCACAAGACUUAUUUAAGGACUGUAAGACGGUAAUUAAAGAAAUUUACCUGCAAAACAAUUCCAUAAGUGUAUUAUCACCGAAUCUCUUUGCAAACUUGGACCAAUUGCUGGCAUUGGACUUAUCAAAUAACCAUCUUACAAGUACUUGGGUGACAGAGAACACGUUCAGAGGUCUUAUAAGAAUGGUCUUAUUAAACCUGUCGAAUAACCGACUGACUAAACUAGACCCGAAGAUAUUCAAGGAUUUAUACACACUACAAAUUUUGAACGUUCAACACAAUUCUCUGGAAAAUAUUGCUGCCGAUACAUUUGCGCCUAUGAACAACCUACACACGCUUAUUUUGUCAUACAAUAAAAUAACACAUAUCGAUGCCUAUGCCUUAAAUGGUCUCUACGUAUUGUCGUUGCUAUCUAUCGACAAUAAUCAUCUCGAAGAUAUUCACCCUGAAGCAUUUAGAAAUACAUCCUCCCUGCAAGAUUUAAAUUUAAAUGGAAAUCGAUUAAAGAAAGUACCCAUAGCGCUAAGAAACAUGAGAUUACUGCGAACGUUGGAUCUAGGAGAAAAUCAGAUAACAUUGCUUGAAGAGCCCGGCUUUGUCGGUUUGCAUAACGUAUAUGGACUGCGACUUAUCGGAAAUAAAAUAGAAAACAUAAGCAAGGACGUGUUUACUGAUUUACCGUCGUUGCAAAUAUUGAAUUUAGCGCGCAAUAAAUUGAAGAAAAUCGACAUUAAUGCAUUUGAUACUCUUAAUAAUUUACAAGCUAUUCGACUGGAUGCUAACCAGCUCACAGACAUCCAAGGUCUAUUUGCAAACAUCCCUUCUUUGUUGUGGUUAAACGUGUCAGAUAACCAAGUAGAAUGGUUUGACUACGCUUUUAUACCCACGGGACUUCAAUGGCUGGACCUACAUAGCAACAACAUCAAAGAGUUGGGUAAUAACUACCGUUUGAAUAAAGAGCUACGCCUGCAGACAUUAGAUGCCAGCUUCAACAAAAUGACAAAAAUAUCCACCUUUUCUAUACCCGAUAGCGUGGAACUUCUGUUCUUAAAUGAUAAUCAAAUUACACAAGUUGAAGCUCAAACUUUUGUUGGAAAAACCAAUUUAACGAGAGUCGAUUUGUAUGCUAAUCAGAUAACUAGUAUGGAUCUCAAUGCGCUUCGCCUAACUCCGGUCGAUCCAGGACGCCCUCUGCCCGAGUUUUACAUUGGAGGAAAUCCUUUUCAGUGUGAUUGUACAAUGGAGUGGCUACAACGAAUUAACAAGCUCGAUCAUCUCCGACAACACCCUAGGGUAAUGGACCUAGAAAGCAUAUACUGCAAGUUGUUAUAUAAUAGAGAAAGGACUUAUAUUCCGCUCAUCGAGGCGGAAUCAUCCCAGUUUUUGUGUACAUAUAAAACUCAUUGUUUUACGUUGUGUCAAUGUUGUGAUUUUGACGCUUGUGAUUGUGAAAUGACGUGCCCGUCAAACUGUACGUGUUAUCAUGACCAACCGUGGUCGGCGAAUAUUGUGGACUGUUCCGCUGCCGGGUACGCGGAAAUACCCAACAGCAUACCUAUGGACGCUACUGAACUAUAUCUAGACGGUAACAACUUUGGUGGUUUAACCAGUCACGCUUUUAUAGGACGUAAAAACUUAGAAAUAUUAUACGCUAAUAAUUCAAAUAUUGACGCUCUGUAUAAUAAUACAUUUAGUGGACUAAAACGCUUAAAAGUUUUGCAUCUUGAAAAAAAUAAUAUCAAAGAGUUGCUCGGGUUCGAGUUGUCGCCUCUGGAAAAUUUACGAGAGUUACAUCUACAAGACAAUAAAAUACAUUAUAUCGAUAAUCGAACCUUCAUAGAGCUAAGACGUUUAGAGGUGCUACGUUUGGAAGGGAAUAACAUUUACGGCUUUGCGGUGUGGCAGUUUACAGUGAAUCCAUAUUUGGUAGAGAUAAGCCUGUCUCGCAACCCAUGGUCGUGCGAUUGUCAAUACAUGAACAAAUUCAGAAAUUGGUUUAAAAAUAACUUUGGGAAAGUGGAAGACGCAAAGAAAAUUACAUGUGUGUUCGAUAAUGUAACCAACGCCGUUGGUCCUCUCAUGGCUGAUUUCAAUUCCACUAUUUGCACAAGCCACGUCGGCGGAAGCUCCUCAAUUAUUGAAAAUCAAGUUAUUAAUGAUUACCUACCUUUGCUUCUGAUAUCUCUGUGUAUAUUUAUAAUAAGUUCCGCAUUAAUAUGUGGUGUAUUUUACUGGAGGCGAGAGCUCCGCGUUUGGAUAUAUUACCAUUGUGGAUUUAGAAUGUGUUACAAGAGCACAGCUUUCGAUGAUGAGGCCGACAAAGAUCGGCUGUUUGAUGCCUAUAUUAGCUACAGUGUCAAAGACGAGGCUUUCGUGGCACAGAUGUUGGCGCCCGGCUUAGAAUCAACUGAUCCAAGUUUUCGGCUCUGUCUGCAUUACCGAGAUUUUAAUGCUUCUGCUUAUGUGGCCGAUACGAUCAUCGAAGCCGUAGAAUCAUCAAAGAGGACAAUAAUCGUCCUAUCCAAAAAUUUCAUUAACAACGAAUGGUGCCGUUUUGAGUUUAAGACGGCGCUCCACGAAGUACUAAAAGAGAGACGAAGAAGACUGAUAAUAAUAUUACUAGGCGAACUGCCGAAUAGAGACAUUGAUCCCGAACUGAGAUUGUGUUUGAAGGCGAACACGUGUAUAGAGUGGGGUGAUAGGCAGUUUUGGCAAAAAUUAAGGUUCGCAAUGCCGGACUUGAGAAAGUGUCAAUAUCACCGAUCGACGGUGAAUAUUUACGCGUCAGUGUCACCGGUGGGGGCCGGGCGGGCGCCGGCGCCGCCCCCGCCGCCGCCGCCGGGCAAGCUGCCCCCUCUGCUGGGCGACGGGCUGGCGCUCUCCGCCAGCGUGCACGCUCGCGACGCGCACGCGCACCGCAUGCCGCCGCACGCGCAACUCUGGGCGUAGCGUAUGCUUCAACGCAGGUAAAAUUCCCUCUUAAAACGCUUAAGCGUAUUAGUCCAAAAAAGUGAUAAUUAAAUAUAAGUACGUACGUUCCAUAUUAAUAUUUAUUUUAGUCUAAGGUGUAUAGCAU